Messenger RNA from Fusarium poae, 1251 nucleotides. RefSeq lists its product as uncharacterized. NCBI's taxonomy places the organism in Eukaryota, Fungi, Ascomycota, Sordariomycetes, Hypocreales, Nectriaceae. The transcript has 2 exons. Bases 1 to 1251 code for a protein of 416 amino acids. The record is from RefSeq and is a predicted model, not a curated record.
AUGCCGCAGAGCGUCGGGGAAUUCGCCGAGCAAUGCAAAACUGAGGCUUGCAACACCGAUCCUCAAGGUUUUUGCCAGGUAGAGCCAGCCAUAGACAGGACCUGUGUCUGUCGUAAGCUUGACUACAGCCUUUGUGAGGGACCUUGUCAAAACUUUGAAUCAAGAACGCAGUAUGUUUUGUGGCUAGCUAAACUCUGCGACAACGUCGAAGACUGGCAUGGCCUGCCCAAGGAUUGGCAUGACAUAUUGUCGCCUCGACCCCGCGACAUGAUUCCAUGGCGUUGGAAUCUCAGACCUGAAAACGAGAAGGACACAAAAUGCCCCUCCUAUUGGGCAAAGAUUGGCAGCCUUGCCUUCGUCAACCUGGCGACUGCUCUUGCUGUGUACUUUGGGGAAAGGUGCUGCCGAAACGUCAAAGCCCUCGAACCUCAUCCUAAAAGUCCAGUUUGGGUCUUGCAGGGGCUCGUACUUGCCAGUGUCCAGCUUUUAGGCCACUGGAUCGUUUUCAAUAUUAUUCAGAGGACACCCGGCUACGACUAUAUUUCCGCGGUCCAAAUAAUGCUUCUCUUGUGUUCACUGCCCCGUCUCGGCUGGCUCGUGAUAGCACCAAAGAAGAUUGAUCGUUCUGAAUCGAAAGAUCUCACCGCGGCAUGCUCGGCGCUUUACGCGGAGGUUUUCCUGCAGAUCCCGAAUCUGUAUUACAUGACUGUAAUUGUCAGCUAUGGACUUCGACAUGGUUUCUAUUUCGGUGUCUUGCCGAACACAAAUCUAGGAUAUUACACUAGGCUGAUGUAUGGCGGAGCACUCCUGUGGGUUGUUGUCGUUGCUUUGAUGGUUAUAUUGAUCAUUACUGUCCUGCGCCCGAUAUUGGCCACCUCAAGUUCCAUGAACAGAACAGCGAACAAUAUAUGGGACUGUGAAAACGAUGAACGCACGGCAAUGAACAACAAGGCUUUCAGUGAUGAUCCGUUGGGCGAGCGCCAACGUGGCGGUUUGCCCAAGAUGUCUAACUACGGUACUAUGCCAGUGCCAGCAGCAGAUAAGCCUUACCAGUCUCUCAGGGAGCCUUAUCUCAGCCUUUCUCUCUUUCUAUCACUCGGUUUCCUUCUGUUGUUUCUCGCGCAAUGGCUCGUCUGGAUUGGGUUUGUUCUUGUUAGUGACGCAGAUUACUGCCCCCCUCUACUUGAUAUCUUGACUUUCGUAUGGACAGCUUCGUCCUUAGCUACUGUUACUCUCAAGUUCACCAUGUAG